CACUGGUAGCCCCGUAGUCCGGCGCUAACGCUAACAGCGCCGUGACGAAAUGGUCGAUAUGGCAAAUCCCUGUUGUUGCUAGGGUAUACAGUGAGGACACAAUGGUUGGCUCACAGGAUAAAACGAGAAAUGCAGGUAAGCGAUCCAAUGUUGACACGAUAGCACCAGACCUACCCGGGGUAUUCAUCCAAUGUUGAGUCUGUUAGUCAUUUCUCGCUGCUAGUUUCUGCCAGCCGACAGGGUUGUCGGACAUGUCUGGAAGCAACAGGGUCUCGCCUGAACCGCGCGACUUCGAGGCUGAGGCUGUGGAUAAUAAUGACACAUCGCCGACACAGCGAGCUGACACAUCCCCGAGACACGUAACGGGGGGUCUGCACGAGGCGCCUGCAGCAGCACACUCCCCACAACAUUCUGCCCAUCACAAGAUGGAGCCGCAGUACUCUGCCGUGGGACAAGAUUCCGGAGACCAGCAACAGCGUCGAGCAUCUGGGCAGUCGAGGAUGAAGGAGCACGAGGUGGUGUUCGGAGCCAGUGACAGUGAGGAGGGGGCGGGUAUCUGCUCCUCGCUGCUGACGGCGGGCUCCUAUCUUAUGGUCAUCCUCUUCUUUCCCUUCUCUCUCUUCAUCUGCAUCAAGGUUGUUCAGGAAUAUGAAAGAGCAGUCAUCUUCCGGUUGGGGCGAUUACUCUCAGGUGGCGCUAAAGGACCAGGAAUUUUCUUCGUCCUGCCCUGUAUCGAAGACUAUACCAAAGUAGACCUGCGCACCGUGACCUUUGACAUCCCACCUCAAGAGGUUCUGACCAGGGACAGUGUCACGGUGUCCGUGGAUGCUGUGGUCUACUACCGCAUCAACAAUCCUUGCGUGUCUGUAGCCAACGUCGCCAACGCCGCCCACUCUACACAGCUGCUGGCACAGACGACACUGAGAAACACCCUGGGUACCAAGCACCUGCACGAGAUCCUGUCCGACAGGGACCAGAUCAGCGAGUCCAUGCAGUCCAUACUUGACGAUGCCACGGAAAGAUGGGGAAUCAAGGUUGAGCGGGUUGAAAUAAAGGACGUACGGCUGCCCAUCCAGCUGCAGAGAGCCAUGGCUGCUGAGGCAGAGGCUGCCAGAGAGGCCCGUGCCAAGGUGAUAGCAGCAGAAGGUGAGCAGAAGGCCUCCCUGGCGCUGAAGGAGGCUUCGUUGAUCAUCAGCGAGUCGCCCGCUGCCCUGCAGCUCCGCUACCUGCAGACACUCAGCACCAUCUCCGCCGAGAAGAACUCCACCAUCAUCUUCCCACUGCCCAUUGAAAUGCUACAGACCUUCGUCAGGAAAUGAGGUCUGGAAAAUUCACCGAGAACAGGACAGCAGAUGUUGUCAGUAGAACAGUCCAUUCAUUAGUAUCUCAUCUUUCGUGUGCUUGUGGUGUGUGAGUGUGUGUGUGCGUGUGUGUGCACCUGCAUGCAUCUCAAAUGCUUUCGUUCUGAUCUUGUUUUCUAUCCAUUAUAGUGAAUCUUUCUAUUUUAUUACUUUUUCAAUGCCUCUUUUGUUCGGGGAUAAUUUGUGUGUGCGAGUGUGUGUGAGAAUUUCUUUUUGUUACACUCGUGUACAGUACUUCAAAUUAUAGAACUUCAAAAUAUUGGCAUACUGUAUAUUUUCACGUGACUGGUAGAUGUAGUGCAUGUAGAUAUAUGUUUUAUCUAUAUAUAUAUCAGUAGGAGAUCAAUGACUUUUGUUAUGCCGCCAAAGUCAUUUUCUUAUUAAGUUAUUUUCGACAGUUUGAAACUGAGUCUUUCUUAAUAAUUGUGUAAGAUAUUUAAGUUAAAAUAACAUUUGUUAAAAAGUAAAUGUAAAUAAUUGGACUUUUAAAGAAAUAAAUAACAUUUUGUGUGAUCAAUAUGUUCUUUUAUAAUUAUGUUGGGCUCUAAAUAAUAAUAAUGCCGUGAAUGCAUAAUAUGAUCUCAAGUUCUCCUUUGUCUGACUAUAUGAUACCUUGGUGGCUUGCCAGGUGGAACUGCUUUAGUCAGAACAUUUGUCUUUAGUAUUUUUUGUCCUAGUGAAGCACCUGUUGUAACAACUCUGUAAAUAACUCUUACAAACUGUGCACUUAAAAAAGACAUUUUUAAACGGUGGUGGCCGGGGGUGCUUUUAAGUACACACCAAAACUCAUUUACAAAAUAAAGGGAGUUAAAGUGUUUUUUGUUGCUCAUCACAUCAUACUGUAGGUGUUAUAUAUAUAUAUAUGUGUGUGUUGUUACUAAGCAUAAUACUAUAGGUAUAUAUUGUGUUGGUCGUCAGUACAUAAUACUGUAGGUAUUAUGUUGAUGUAUUGCAACUCAGGUUUUCUGUGGUAGAGCAGAGUUAUGGAACCUCAUGUACAAAAAGUGUUUACUUACUUUUCAGAAUGGACUACAAAAUCAAACUGUUUUUCAAUUAAAGAGUUAAUUAUGUG
Messenger RNA from Pomacea canaliculata, 2433 nucleotides. Its product is annotated as band 7 protein AGAP004871-like. The record is from RefSeq and is a predicted model, not a curated record. Gene Ontology annotation, cellular component: plasma membrane. The coding region runs from base 252 to 1319 and encodes 355 amino acids. Lineage: Eukaryota; Metazoa; Mollusca; Gastropoda; Architaenioglossa; Ampullariidae. The transcript has 8 exons.